This is a messenger RNA of Chelonus insularis, 1967 nucleotides long. It is a transcript of the gene VGAT, whose product is annotated as vesicular GABA transporter. The record is from RefSeq and is a predicted model, not a curated record. The coding region runs from base 295 to 1884 and encodes 529 amino acids. Gene Ontology annotation, biological process: amino acid transmembrane transport. The transcript has 4 exons. NCBI's taxonomy places the organism in Eukaryota, Metazoa, Arthropoda, Insecta, Hymenoptera, Braconidae. Gene Ontology annotation, cellular component: vacuolar membrane. Gene Ontology annotation, molecular function: L-amino acid transmembrane transporter activity.
ACGCCGCUUCCAGUCAAUGUCGCGUUUAAAAUUUUUGGAAUAAUCGACUAAACAUAUCGUGGUAGUCAGUAGUAAACCAUGUGGUCUCACAGUCAAUGUAAUAACUAAACGGAUUAAUUAUUUAUUUUAUCAAAAUCAUCAGUACAAGUGCCUCUAAAAUAGUUAUAUUAGUCUAGAAGACGUAUUAGCAGGGCAGCAAAAGUCACAAAGUCUCUCAGUAUAAAGUGACUUAUUUUCUCUCGUCAAAACUUCAUCAAUAAUUCUUACUAAUUUUAUCAAACACAUAUCAAAAAAAUGGCGAAUUUCCGUGGAUUUAAUAUUCCAACAUUCGGAGCAACAGUAAACGUGAUGUGGGAAACAUUAAAAGCUAAAUGGCCAGAAAAUAGCCCUUGUAUGGAAUUAAUUCGGGGUCCUGAGCCAGGCUAUCGUCCACGACAAACAGAAGAGGGGUUCAAACCUUACGGAGAGGGUGGAGAACACACUGAAAUGACAGAGAUGAAUGGGGAGCAGGCGUUUGGGGGUCAAGAUAGUAUGGGAAUGGCAGAGGAUUCUUUUAGUUACCAGAGAAAUGGUGAUAAAGUCAGAGGUGGAAGUGUGAGUAGUGGAGAAUUUAGUGAAUAUGACGACGGCGGAGAGUUUGCUUCAGGAGUAAAAAUCAACGAAUGGCAAGCAGCAUGGAACGUCACCAAUGCCAUUCAGGGUAUGUUUAUCGUCUCUCUUCCCUUUGCGGUUCUUCGUGGUGGUUACUGGGCCAUAGCGGCGAUGGUAGGAGUAGCCCAUAUUUGUUGUUACACAGGAAAGAUUCUAGUCGAGUGCCUUUAUGAGUUGGACACCGUGACUGGACAAAGAGUUCGUGUUCGAGACUCGUAUGUGGCUAUAGCAAAAGAGUGUUUUGGACCAAGAUGGGGAGCACGUGCUGUUAACAUCGCUCAAAUAAUAGAACUGCUCAUGACAUGCAUUCUCUACGUCGUCGUUUGUGGAGAUUUAAUGAUUGGAAGCUAUCCAGAAGGUGCUAUAGAUGCUAGAAGCUGGAUGAUGCUCAUAGGAAUUUUUCUUAUUCCACUCGGUUUUCUCAAAUCACUUCAUGGGGUCUCAGUUCUCAGUUUUUGGUGUACAAUGUCUCACAUCUUCAUUAAUGUCAUCAUUCUAGGCUAUUGCCUGUUAGAAAUAGGUGAUUGGGGUUGGUCUAAAGUCAAAUGGACUAUUGAUAUGGAAACCUUUCCAAUCUCUCUAGGAGUAAUUGUUUUUAGUUACACAUCUCAUAUAUUUUUACCAACUCUAGAAGGAAAUCUCAUGGACAGAUCUAAAUUUGAUUGGAUGUUAAACUGGAGUCACAUUGCAGCUGCAAUUUUUAAAUCAGUUUUUGGUUGGAUCUGUUUCUUAACUUUUCAAAAUGACACUCAGCAAGUUAUAACAAAUAAUCUCCAUUCACAAGGUUUUAAAGGGCUAGUGAACUUUUUUUUAGUUAUUAAAGCUAUUCUGUCUUAUCCUCUACCUUAUUAUGCUGCUUGUGAACUUCUAGAAAGAGCCUUUCUACGAGGCAGGCCUAAAACUAUCUUCCCAACAAUUUGGACUGUUGAUCAUGAGCUAAAAGUUUGGGGUCUUGCCUGGAGAGUUGGUGUAAUUGUUUUUACUAUUCUCAUGGCUAUUUUUAUUCCUCAUUUCAGUAUACUUAUGGGAUUCAUUGGAUCAUUUACUGGGACUAUGCUUUCUUUCAUUUGGCCUUGUUAUUUUCAUUUAAAACUAAAGAGGAGCUCGAUGGAGAUGAAAGACGUUGCUUACGAUUGUUUUGUUAUAUUUUUAGGAGUUCUCUUUGGUGUUAUUGGAGUUUAUGAUUCAGGGAAAGCACUUAUAAAAGCUUUUGAAAUUGGUCUUCCAUUUUAAAUACUAAAAUAAUUGAGAGAAUAUUCAGAUAUCUCGUUUUAAAUUGAAUAAAGAGAAUAAAAAACUUUGAUUAUCGAAGGAUG